GGGCUAUGUUCCUGCGGCCUCGCUGCUUAGCCUUUAGCUCCGUCAAAGCGGACAUGGAGAAGUUUGCCAGUCCAGGCAAAGGCAACGGUCUGCGCCUCUCCAAACACGCGAAGGCCGGGGAGUUGCUGUAUCGCGCAGAACCUUUCGCCUACACCGUCACCAAGAAGCGCCUGGGAGGCGUGUGCGAGCACUGCCUGCGCAGGAAAGACCGACUGCUGAGGUGUUCUCAGUGCAAAGUUGCAAGAUACUGCGAUAUACAAUGUCAGAAAGAAGCAUGGCAAGAUCAUAAACGAGAAUGUAGGUGCAUUAAGAAUAUUGAUCCGAACUUUCCCCCAGAUUCAGUGAGGCUUGUUGGCAGAAUUAUUUUCAAACUACUAAGACAAUCAGUGUGCCCAUCCGAGGAGCUUUACUCGUUCUCUGAUCUUCAGUCAAAUUUUGAAAAGUUAAGUGAAGAAAUGAAAGAAGGUCUUGGGUAUCUCACAAGGGCAUUGCAGCUGUAUUUGAAGGUAGAGAUCCAAGAUUCUUCUCAGUUGCCACCUGGCCUAGAUGUUUUGCAGACCUUCGCAAAAGUGACCUGUAACUGCUUCAGCAUUAGUAAUGGAGAGGUGCAGGAUGUUGGUGUUGGCCUUUAUCCCAGCAUGUCUUUGCUAAACAACAGUUGUGAUCCAAACUGUGUGAUAGUCUUCGAGGGUCCACAGCUCUACCUUCACUCAGUCCAAGAGAUUCAGACAGGUGAAGAGCUCACCAUCAGCUAUAUUGACACAAUGAUGCCCAGCACUGAACGUCAGCAACAACUGAAGCGGCAAUAUUGUUUUGAAUGUGACUGUCUUAUGUGCUACUCACAUAGUAAGGAUGCUAUCAUGUUGGCAGGUGAUGAGCAAGCUUGGAAAGAAGUCAAAGAAGCUAUAAAUAAAAUGACAACUUCCAAGUCACAAGAAGAAUGGAAGCAAGCUCUGGUGAAAUACCGGGCAUUGUUAAAGAAAACCAGUCCUCUUCUCCCAGACACAAAUAUCUACCAGCUGAAACUACUUGACCUUGCCAUGGAUGCCUGCAUAAACCUUGGUCUUUUGGAGGAAGCUUUGCUUUAUGGCAACAGAACUUUGGAGCCCUACAGGUUUUAUUAUUCUGGAUUCCAUCCUUUGAGAGCUGUCCAGCUGAUACGUGUGGCCAAAUUGCAGUACAGCCAAGACAUGUUUCCUCAGGCCCUGGAAACAUUGAAGCAGGCUUACGACAUCAUGAAAGUGACCCAUGGGGCAGAGCACAGCUUAGCACAAAACUUAAUGAUGCUUAAGGAAGACUGUGAAGCUGGCAUAACAGCAAAGAGUGGCCUACAAACCUGAAGAACUGUGCUCUGCCCAAGGGAGGCCAAAAGAAGAUACUGAAGAAAGCAAUUCUACUUCUAGACAGGCAAUGUGGCAGUGAAAUCUCCAUGGGUAUAAUGUGUGUGUUGGGGGGGGGGGGGUCCUGUAAUUGUCUUAUUACUUCUGUUAGUUUUCCAGCUGCUGCUUCUCUCCAGUGAAUAAUUCCAGGAGCAAUAAGGUCUGCAAAGUGAUGUUAACAAAGAAUCUUUGGCAAUUCCCAGUAAAACCUCAUCUAUUAAAAACAUGGAAAAUA
This is a messenger RNA of Heteronotia binoei (common prickly gecko), 1614 nucleotides long. It is a transcript of the gene SMYD3, whose product is annotated as SET and MYND domain containing 3. The record is from RefSeq and is a predicted model, not a curated record. Lineage: Eukaryota; Metazoa; Chordata; Lepidosauria; Squamata; Gekkonidae. Gene Ontology annotation, cellular component: nucleus. The transcript has 12 exons. Gene Ontology annotation, molecular function: protein binding; histone methyltransferase activity. Bases 6 to 1340 code for a protein of 444 amino acids.